CCUUAUGUGGACUCGCAUACACAUUUACAUUACGUUUUAGACAAAUUACCUGAUAAGUUUAAUGUAACUUCUUAUGAAAUAUUAAAGCAAGAUCAUUUUCCAUCAAAUUUUGAAAGUUGUAUAAAUGUAUUAUGUGAUCCAUUAUCAUUUAAUUCAAAUGAAAUAUUUCCAGAUACACAUUUGGAUUGGAAAAAAAUGGUGGAUGUACCUUUCAUGUAUUUAGCGGUCGGAGUACAUCCACAUAAUGCAAAAGAUUAUAAUGAUUAUAUUGAAAAUAAUAUGAUCCAAAUUCUUAAACAUCCAAAGUGUAUUGCUUUGGGUGAAAUUGGCUUAGAUUAUCAUUAUAAUAUUUCUCCUAGAGAUACUCAAAAAGAUGUUUUGGUAAAACAAAUUGAAAAAGCCAUUGAAUUAGAAAAACCUUUAGUUAUACAUACUCGUGAGGCUGAAGAAGAUACAUGGGAUAUAUUAACUGGUUUUGUACCAAAAGAGUGGAAAAUUCAUGUUCAUUGUUUUACUGAUUCUCCCCAAUUUGCAAAGAAAUUAUUAAAUUAUUUUCCUAACCUUUAUAUUGGUAUAACUGGUGUUGUUACUUUUGGUUCCGCUAAAAAUACUCAAAAUGUUAUUAGAGAUAUUGUUCCUUUAAAUAGGUUUUUAUUGGAGACUGACGCUCCUUAUAUGAUUCCAGCUAAAUUAAAUAGAAAUAAGAGAUCUGAUAGUAAAGUCACUGUUUGUCAUUCUGGAAUGAUACCUUUAAUUGCUGAGAGAAUUGCUCAACUUAAAGGAAUGGAAUUAGAUGAGAUAAUGAAUCAUGCAAGAGAAAAUACUAGAAAUAUGUAUGGUAUAUAA
Rhizophagus irregularis DAOM 181602=DAOM 197198 is the source of this 846-nucleotide messenger RNA. RefSeq lists its product as uncharacterized. Gene Ontology annotation, molecular function: hydrolase activity, acting on ester bonds. Lineage: Eukaryota; Fungi; Glomeromycota; Glomeromycetes; Glomerales; Glomeraceae. The record is from RefSeq and is a predicted model, not a curated record.